UAUUUUUUUGACGUUUCUUGGCUGUCUGUCUCUGUCUACAAAAUUGAAGCAAAUCGCGUGAAAGUUUUCAGUAAAAUCGAUAAACUCACCUUUUCUUUCUUCAAAACAUGAAUAAUUAGUGUGUUUACUGCUUACAAGAGACUCUUGUAACGAUCGAACAGCCGCUGUAAACGAAAUCCGUCCAUUCUCAAUAGUGCUUACGUGUGUACAAAAUAUCGGUACCAAAUCGUGAUCCUAUUGUUGUGUUCAGUUAUGAUAGUGUAAUUGGAAUAAAUAAUAAAGUGAAUCGGCUUAGUUAUGAAUAAAAAACCCGCCCGUACUGGUCCGAAAAUAAGAAUAACUCGAGCGGCGUUACGACUGAAAAAAAGCGACGAUCCUCCGCUAUUCCAGCCGAGGGCACUCGACGAGCAUAAAUAUAUCUACACCUGCCAGUAUUGCAGGUUAAAGUUUACUCAGAAUAGUCAGUUCUUCCGCCACAUGACGUCGAAUCACGAGAGCCAGCAGAAACAGGCGACUUACGAGUGCAAUAACUGUCAAGUCGUGUUUUCUAAGAAAGCUAACUUGGACUUGCACUGUCAGACGCAUCAUCAGGUCAAGAGUAAGUCGAGAUGUGAGUCUUGCUCCAUCACAUUCAAGUCCAGGCACUGUCUGCGAAGACAUAUGAAGCUGAAACAGCUUAUGACGGAGAACGCUUGCCUUAACUGUCAUAAGAAGUUUACGAAUAAAGACCGGUUAGCGAAACAUGUCAAGAAUAAGCAUACGUUCAAAAACGUGACGCAUCAGUGUGAUAUCUGCUCCGUCAAGUUUAAGGAGAAGGAAUCGCUGCUGAACCAUUUAAACCGUAUCCACAAGAAGUUAUGAUUCAGGAAACAUGUUAUAGUUUA
Messenger RNA from Cydia amplana, 884 nucleotides. RefSeq names its product zinc finger protein 782-like. The coding region runs from base 298 to 861 and encodes 187 amino acids. The transcript has a single exon. NCBI's taxonomy places the organism in Eukaryota, Metazoa, Arthropoda, Insecta, Lepidoptera, Tortricidae. The record is from RefSeq and is a predicted model, not a curated record.